Naegleria gruberi is the source of this 1499-nucleotide messenger RNA. RefSeq names its product TPR repeat domain-containing protein. The transcript has a single exon. Lineage: Eukaryota; Heterolobosea; Eutetramitea; Acrasida; Naegleriidae. The record is from RefSeq and is a predicted model, not a curated record. Gene Ontology annotation, molecular function: protein binding. Bases 1 to 1365 code for a protein of 454 amino acids.
AUGCAUUUAUAUGGAACUGAUGAAGAGAAUCAAGUUGUAACAGAUGGUUUGUAUCAGAAAAGAUUGAGGAAUAGCUAUAUGGUCCCAUACUUGUGGUCCUGUUUUCAGAAUCAUGCAAAGAGGAUUCCUUCUGUUGCAAUUAUGGAGGAAAUACUUGCUCAAUUUUACUUUUAUGUUUCGAAUACAAAGAAGAUUUUGACAAAGGAAAGAAAGGAAAAACCAAAGGAAUUUUUCGUGUUGAACUUUUUCCAACACUUAGCAACAAACGAGGACAAGUUUGAAGAAAUUCUCAAAAUGGAAUCUAAAGACAUGAAUAAUACAGAGCUAUACAUUAAGAAUGUGUUCAACACCAUGUUUGGUAAUAAGGGAGUUUUCAAUGUAAAAGAAGGAGAAUCCAGUAAUGAGUUGAAGAAAUAUUCUGUGUACUUUAACAAAUUUCAAGGGUUUUAUAUGUUAUUCAAUGAGAAGUUUGACACGGCAAAGACUAUCUUCCAAAACGUGUUGAAUAUUCAUGCACAUGAUUUCACAGCAUUUAAUAAUAAGGCCUUGGUUGAUAUGGCUUUUUCCAAGUUGGAUGCAAACGGGGAAUCAAAGAAAUAUUUGUCAGAUGCCAAAUCAGGUUUGAUGCAAGCUAUCAACAACGAUCCUUUUUAUGUUAGUGCACUAGUCAAUCUUGCCAAUAUUUAUGAAUUCGAAGGAGAAACUCAUAAAGCGACAGAAAAUUACGACAAGGCUUGUAAAUAUUCCAGAAUAGAUCGUCAGAAAUUCAAUUCCCAUCUUAACAGGGCUAUUUUCAAAGCGCAGCAAUGUUCAUUUGAUGAAGCACAUAGUGAUAUCAAUGAACUAUUGGCCAUAUUUACUCAAUCUCCAAUCAUUCAUGCCACCAAACAAUUAAUUAAGUGGAUGCAAUUGAGAAGUAUUCCAACUUCCGCAUCUGAUUUUGUCAAGUUGGAAAAUGAAAUUUUGGAAGAAUUUAUGCAUUUAGAGAAAGUUAAAUACCUUCAAAAUAAUAUUCCUUUCCAAUUAUAUAAGGUGCUUUUCUAUUUCCACAAACAGAUACUCAAGAAGGAUUCUCUCAAGCUAUUGAAAGAUAUAUUCCCUAAUAAGGUUGAACCAAAAGUUCUAUUCUGUUCCACCAUUGUAAAUAGAUUCUCUCUGCAAUACUUUGAAAAUGGAGAAAUUCAAACCAUUCCUCUUUUCAGAAAUGAAAUUUUGGAUCUACUCAAUGAAUUGGAAUUGUGUCCUCUUGAAAAAAGACCUGAAUUUUCAGUUAAUGAUUUAGUUCAACUUUCGAGAGGUGAUUAUCCUUCCCUCACUCUCAAAAUCAAAAAUCUUACUAAUCUUCUGUUAGGUAUCAAUUAUUGAUUGAAGUUUCAAAUUAACUAUUCUCAACUAAUCAAAAAGACUUUCCAUUAAGACACAUGUUUUCACAAUCGAUCAUUCCCAGUAUGCAACAAAAACCUUCUCAAAAACAAAUUAAAAACAAGAAUAUUUUAAAC